Molecule: messenger RNA, 543 nt
Organism: Aspergillus steynii IBT 23096
Lineage: Eukaryota; Fungi; Ascomycota; Eurotiomycetes; Eurotiales; Aspergillaceae
Product: Mpv17/PMP22 family protein
Exons: 5
Coding region: 1-543 (180 amino acids)
Cellular component (GO): membrane; cytoplasm; mitochondrion
Source: RefSeq, a predicted model, not a curated record
AUGUUUGGCUGGUACCAAAGAAGCCUUGCGCAGCGCCCGAUUUUAACGCAAAGUCUAACUACAGCGUGCCUCUUUGCCGUAGGCGAUGGUCUCGCUCAGCAGGGAGUGGAAAAGAAAGGUCUCACCCGCCAUGACAUGACCCGCACUGCGCGCAUGGCGCUUUAUGGCGGAGCUGUCUUUGGUCCAGUUGCCACGAAGUGGUUCCAGUUCCUCCAGAAUAGAAUCCAGCUGUCAACAGUCCCGAGGACGUUGGCUACCCGGGUCGCCGCCGACCAGCUUCUUUGCGCCCCUACGAUGAUCGGUGUUUUUUUGUCCAGUAUGUCGAUCAUGGAGGGCAGUGACCCUAAAGAAAAGCUGCAGCGAACAUACUGGGAGGCACUGCGAGCCAACUGGACGAUUUGGCCUGUUUUGCAAGGCUUGAAUCUUUCCCUCGUGCCGUUGCAGUAUCGAGUUCUGAGUGUAAAUGUUUUCAAUAUUGGAUGGAAUUGUUUUUUGAGUUUCCUGAACAGCGCAGAGGAUAUUAAAGAAAUAGAAGCUGCUUAG